AUGGCGGCGAAUCUCAGCAGGAAGAGAGUGCCGAGUGCGGCACAACAACAACCACCAGCGCCAAGAAAAGAGAGUUCGCAUCCCUUGCGAGGAGGGAAACUGCUUGCUCGGACGUUGGGAUCAUACCCGAAGGGAUGGGCGGAAGUGAUAGUGGAAAUCGAUAAAAUUGCAAUCUCAGUUUGCGUUUUGGUCCUUACCACUUUGAGAUAUGGUGACCAAGAUACGAGUGUCUCGGAAAUCAUGGAACCGGUGGAUUUAAUAAAGUAUGAGCUCGAAAUGGAGUUGAAGUAA
Messenger RNA from Mollisia scopiformis, 291 nucleotides. RefSeq lists its product as uncharacterized. Bases 1 to 291 code for a protein of 96 amino acids. Lineage: Eukaryota; Fungi; Ascomycota; Leotiomycetes; Helotiales; Mollisiaceae. The transcript is spliced from 2 exons. The record is from RefSeq and is a predicted model, not a curated record.